This is a messenger RNA of Amphiprion ocellaris (clown anemonefish), 11902 nucleotides long. It is a transcript of the gene atrn, whose product is annotated as attractin. NCBI's taxonomy places the organism in Eukaryota, Metazoa, Chordata, Actinopteri, Pomacentridae. The transcript has 29 exons. Gene Ontology annotation, cellular component: Golgi apparatus. Gene Ontology annotation, molecular function: protein binding. The record is from RefSeq and is a predicted model, not a curated record. The coding region runs from base 248 to 4369 and encodes 1373 amino acids.
UCCGUCGCCUUUGCGUCACUUCUGGACGUCAAUAUGCGGCUUUUUGCGGCGCUGGGAAACAGAACCGCUGGGAAGAUGUAAACCAGCGACCGGAGUCCACCACCGUCAGCGAACACACUCACCGUCACCCCCACACACUCGGCGCCUUCAGCCAGGCUAACGGAGCCGCUCCAGCGGACAGCUCGUCGGCUCUCCGCCUCCGAAGCAGCGGAGCUCCUGCCUCCAAGCAGCCAUCUUUUGUGACAGAAUGUACGGGGCGACGCGGCGGGCCUGCUCGGGCUCUGGCCGCGGCCGGAGCUUGCUGAUGCUGACGACUGCGCUCCUGCUGUCGGUUAUCGGACUGCUGUCCGGGCUGCCCGGCGUCACCGAGGCGAAGGAAUGCGACAAACCGUGUAUGAACGGCCAGUGUAACACCGCCACUGGCAACUGUGUGUGCUUCCCCGGCUGGGUCGGGGACCAAUGCCAGCACUGCGGAGGGAGAUUCAGGCUGACAGGACCCUCUGGUUACCUGACCGACGGUCCAGGAAACUACAAGCACAAGACCAAGUGCACCUGGCUCAUUGAAGGACAGCCGAACACGAUUCUGCGACUUCGUUUCAACCACUUUGCGACCGAAUGCAGCUGGGAUCACCUCUACGUGUACGAUGGCGACUCCAUCUACGCUCCGCUUCUGGCUGCUUUCAGCGGUCUGAUAGUUCCCGAGCGUUACGGGAACGAGACGGUUCCUGAGGUGGUGUCUCAGUCGGGCUACGCCUUGCUGCACUUCUUCAGCGACGCCGCCUACAACCUGACCGGCUUCAACAUUUCCUACAGGGUGAACACGUGUCCCAACAACUGCUCCGGCCGAGGCGAGUGCCGCGUGGGAAACUCCACGGCUUCGGUUUACUGCGAGUGCGAAGCCAACUGGAAGGGGGAAGCCUGCGACAUCCCGUACUGCCUGGCCGACUGUGGCUCCCCCGAUAGAGGCCACUGCCAGGGCAAGACCUGCCUCUGCAAGGCCGGAUGGCAAGGUCCAGACUGCUCCGUCUCGGUUCCUGCCAACUCGUCCUUUUGGAGCCGGGAGGAGUACGCCGAGGCCGGGCUGGCCAGGGCUUCCCACAAGGCCGUGGUGGAGCAGGGCAUCAUGUGGGUCAUCGGAGGUUACGUCUUCAACGCCUCCGACUACCACAUGGUUAAAGCUUAUAACCUCAGCAGUAAAUCCUGGCUGACCCUUGACCCGUCCGUCAACACCGUCACUCCGCGAUAUGGCCACUCCCUCGCCCUACAUGAGGGUAAAAUGUACAUGUAUGGAGGAAAGAUCGACUCCACCGGAAACGUGUCGAGCCAGCUGUGGGUUUUCCACAUCCAGAACCAGACCUGGGUCCUGCUGAGCCCCCGGGCCAAGGAGCAGUACGCUGUGGUGGGACACUCGGCCCACAUCGUGCCUCCCGUCCAGGAAGGAGCCAGCGCCGUGAUGCUGGUUCUGUUCGGACACUGUCCUCUGUACGGAUACAUCAGCCAGGUGCAGGAGUACAACAUCGCUAUGAACACGUGGAACGUCGUGCCCACAGAGGGAGCUCUGGUUCAGGGAGGUUACGGCCACAGCAGCGUUUUCGAUCCCGGCAGCAGAGCCAUCUACAUCCACGGAGGCUACAAGGCCUUCAGCGCCAACAAGUAUGGUCUGGCAGGAGACCUGUACAAGUUUGAUGUGGACAGGAGGAAAUGGACCGUUCUGAGAGACAGCGGCUAUUUCCGUUACCUCCACACGGCGGUGAUAGUGAGCGGGACGAUGCUGGUGUUUGGAGGGAACACUCACAACGAUACGUCCAUGAGCCACGGUGCCAAGUGCUUCUCAUCGGACUUCUUGGCCUACAGUUUGGCAUGUGAUGAGUGGACAGUGCUGCCUCGGCCGGACCUCUUCCAUGACGUCAACCGCUUCGGACACUCGGCAGUUUUCAGCGACAGUGUGAUGUACAUGUUUGGUGGCUUCAACAGCCUGCUGCUCAGCGACGUCCUCAUGUACACGUCGCCCAGCUGCUCGGCCUUUUCCAGCCCGGCGUCCUGCAGCCAGGCCUCGCCGGGGAUCCACUGCGUCUGGAACAGCACCCAGGGGAGCUGCCUGCCUUGGGAAAGUAACGCCGCCGGCCCCGAGCUGCAGCAGCUGCCCGCCUCCUGCAACACCAGAUCAUAUGCUGACAAUGAAAGAUGUGACCAGUAUACCGACUGCUACAGCUGCACUGCAAACACCAACGGCUGCCAGUGGUGUUCGGUCCAGUGUGUUUCUCUGGGAAGCAACUGCACCUCGGCUUCGGGGGCCAUAGCGGAAUACGAAGUUUGUCCCAAGGACAACCCCUCGUAUGUGUGCAACAAGAAAACCAGCUGCAAGAGCUGCGCCGUCGACCAGAACUGUCAGUGGGAACCUCGCAACCAAGAGUGCAUCUCGCUGCCAGAGAACGUCUGCGGUGAAAGCUGGCAUCUGGUGGGAAACUCCUGCCUGAAGUUCAUCACGGCCAAAGACUCUUACGACAACGCCAAGCUGGCCUGCAGGAGCCACAACGCUGUCCUGGCAUCGCUGACCACACAGAAGAAGGUGGACUUCGUGCUGAAGGAGCUGCAGAUCAUGAGUGUGGUGUACAAAGCCACUGUCACGCCCUGGGUGGGGCUCAGGAAAAUCAACGUUUCCUACUGGUGCUGGGAGGACAUGUCGCCCUUCACCAACACCACCCUGCAGUGGCUGCCAGGCGAGCCGAGCGACGCCGGCUUCUGCGGAUAUCUGGCCGAGCCGGCGUCCAGCGGCCUGAAAGCACAAACCUGCAUCAACCCGGUGAACGGCAGCCUGUGUGAACGGCCAGCCAACCACAGCGCCAAGCAGUGCCGGACCCCAUGCGCCAUGCGGACCACCUGCAGCGAAUGCACCAGCAGCAGCUCGGAGUGCAUGUGGUGCAGCAACAUGAAGCAAUGUGUCGACUCCAACGCCUACGUGGCCUCCUUCCCCUUCGGACAGUGUAUGGAGUGGUACACCAUGAACACCUGUCCACCUGAGAACUGCUCCGGCUACAGAACAUGCGGCCAAUGUUUAGACCAGCCAGGCUGCGGCUGGUGCACCGACUCCAGUAACACGGGCAAAGGCCAGUGCAUCGAGGGCUCCUACCGGGGGCCCUUCCAGACCUCGGUCCCGGCCCCGUCCACCCUGCCUGGCCUGCCUGCCAGCCCCCAGCCGGCCCUCAACGCCAGCAUGUGCCCCAGCGAAGCCAAGUACAACUGGUCCUUCAUCCACUGCCCAGCUUGUCAGUGUAAUGGUCACAGUCAGUGUGUCAACGAGAGCGUGUGUGAGAAGUGCGAGGACCUGACGACCGGUCGGCAUUGCGAGAGCUGCAUCUCCGGCUUCUACGGAGAUCCGACCAACGGUGGCAGCUGCCAGCCCUGCAAGUGCAAUGGCCAUGCCAGCAUGUGCAACCCCAACAACGGCAAGUGCUUCUGCACCACCAAAGGCAUCAAAGGAGAUCGAUGCCACCUGUGUGAAGUGGAGAAUCGCUACCAGGGCAACCCUCUCAAAGGAACAUGCUACUACACUCUCCUCAUCGACUACCAGUUCACCUUCAGCCUGUCGCAGGAGGACGACCGCUACUACACCGCCAUCAACUUCGUGGCCACACCCGAGGAGCCAAACCGGGAUCUCGACAUGUUCAUAAACGCCUCCAAGAACUUCAAUCUCAACAUAACGUGGGCGACGAGCUUCACUGCAGGCACCCAGACUGGGGAGGAGAUUCCCAUCGUCUCCCGGAGCAACAUCAAGGAGUUCAAAGACAGCUUCUCCAACGAGAACUUUGACUUCCGCAACAGCCCCAACAUCACCUUCUUCGUCUACGUCAGCAACUUCACGUGGCCCAUUAAGAUUCAAAUCGCCUUCUCGCAGCACAGUAACUUCAUGGAUCUGGUGCAGUUCUUUGUCACGUUCUUCAGCUGCUUCCUCUCGCUGCUCCUGGUGGCCGCCGUGGUUUGGAAGAUCAAACAGAGCUGCUGGGCGUCACGGCGACGAGAGCAACUGCUGAGGGAGAUGCAGCAGAUGGCCAGCCGGCCUUUCGCCACCAUCAACGUCGCCUUGGAGACGGACGAAGAGCCGCCUGACCUGAUAGGAGGAAACGUCAAGUCCGUCCCAAAACCCAUUGCCCUCGAGCCUUGCUUUGGCAACAAAGCCGCUGUGCUCUCCAUCUUUGUUCGGUUACCCAGGGGCACCGGCGGCAUCCCUCCUCCAGGACAGUCUGGUCUGGCGGUGGCCAGUGCGCUGGUUGAUGUUUCUCAGCAGAUGUGCGUCGGCUACAAGGAGAAGUCCGGAGGUUUGCGGAACCGUAAGCAGCAGCCGACGGCGCAGCCAUCCACCUGCAUCUGACCACGCCCCCCCUCCCCGUCCUCCUCUACCAAUCCCAAACACCCGGCGCCCUCCCGUCAGUCCCCGCCUCGGCCCCCUCCCUCACGGACUGGCAGGGAGAGGUGCAUGCUGGGACGCAGGACUGGAACAUUUUAGGUGAGGGGCUGAGUCGCCUGGCGGACUGAAGCCUCGGCGGCCUCCCCCUCCCUCUCCUCCUGACAGGACUGAAUGACAGAAACUGGAGAGAGGGGGAGCGAUGGACGGAUGGACGGACGGACGGACGGACGGACGGAGGGAGGGAGCAGGUGCUGACUCCUCCCCUCCCCCACCGAAAAACAUUUUACAUUUGUCGACACCGCCUCGGUAGAGUCGAGGCGGCCACGGCUUGCUGCUAGAAGACAUCCUUUGUCUCAUAGUUUUUUGGAAAAUCCAGAGACUUUGCAACCGUUUUUAUUUAAGUUAUUGUUUUUUUGUUUUGUAUCGUCUCGAUUUUUCGAAGGCAGGAACAAACUGGACAUGCUCAGCUGCACACACACACACACACACACACACACACACACACACACACACACACACACACACACACACACACACACACACACACACACACACACACGCACACACACUUCCAGUAAAUCGCAACUUUCCAUUCCCCUUCGUACCCGUUCUGUAGCUCAGAUUCUUGAGCCUCGGACCAAAACUAACAGCAUGUUCAGUCUUCCUUUAGCACGGAUCCGCUGCAGGAGGCCCCCCGACUGACGCCACAUUUCUAAUCGGCCGCUGUGUCUUCUGCAGCUUCGGUUUCUCCCAUCUGGCCGAGUCCAAAUCGAGACCGCAGAAACAUCUCAUCCACGCUGCUGGCUGGCUCGCUCAAUCGCCGGCACGACGGAGGCUUUUUCCAGCUAAUUACUCCUGCUGUUACAAUGAAUGUCAAUGGCUCUGCACACGCACUGGUGCAGCAGUGAAGCAGCUGGUGGUAAGAAAAUCCUCUGUGGUGUUCAACACUCGUCCCUUUGGCUUCCUAUAGAUCCGCUGAUUGACUGGAGUGAUUAGGUUGAGGAAGGGGGUGGGGGGGUCCAGCUCUUUAAUUGUUGCCUAAGAAAUCCAUUGCCUCUAAUUAUUGCUCCUUAAAUGCAACGCAUGCGCCACCAGGAAGUCCAGCGCUCGAUCUCGAUUGUUCCACGUCCCUGAACUAUCCACUGACACCCAAUUAGCCCCCUGCAGCAGCGAUGUUCGCAUCAAUGCAGCUACAUUUGAACUGCAGCAGUGGAAGCGUCAAUUUCCUUACAUAGGACUUUUAAAUUGGCCAACUCUUAAUUCUGGGGCCAAAAACACGACAAGAAUGAAAAGAAUCCAUCACAUUCUCUCCAGAAGUUAUGCCGUUUUUCUACCUGCUCUUAUCUAAAAAUCGCUGCUCCACUUUUUUUUAAAAGCCACACUGCUUAUUUCUGUGUCAACACAUAAUUCUGGCCUGUUUUAAUGGGAUAAAUUCAGCUUUUGUAGCAUAUUUAGUUCCACACUACCCCAAAAAAUGUCAAAUCAGCCACACUAAUGCUUCAGAAAGACAGUUUAUUCUGUUACACUGAUGCUAGCAAAAUGAUGAUUUCUGCCUAUUACAGUUAAAGGUCCCCCCUUGGAGUUUUCGUUUACCAUCAGUGUUCCUCACUUAAAUGCAUUUUAUGUACUUUUGAGGUCUACAAACACGUUUCAAGCAUUAACUUCUUCUUAAAACAUUCACAAAAUCCCUUCUAAUACCAUUUUAAGGUCUCAUUUUAUGCCCCUUGUCAAAUUAAUGGAAGUCUCAAAUUUGUUCAAUAUGCAUCUUUCAGUUUUUUACCUUUAAAUAUCACAAAAAAUGGUUAAACAGGCUGCUGCUGUUCCCGCCCCCUUCAGGAAGAAAACUCUCUCUGCAUCUAUGUAGACCUCCACAGAUCUGAAAGAAUUUUCUACUGCCUCUAACUUUCGAUCUAAACUAUCAUUUCCAACACAUUCUCUCCAGAAAUAGUCUUGUUUUUCUACCUGCUCUUAUCAUUGCUCCAUUUUUUUUUAAAGUGGCGAUGCUUAUUUUUGUGUCGACACGGAACAGAAAAAACACUAAAAAGGACAAAACUCAGGCUGCUAGUUUGAAAAACAGCUUUGAAAUGUAAUCCAGCUGCUUUUAUAAGAGGAGCCACAUCUGUUUCCUCUUCAGUCCUUCGGUCUCGGGUUCAUCCACGGCGGUCAUCUUCGCAGGGUCUGACUAAAAGGCCGAAAAUAUUUAUCUUCCUGCCGCCUCGCAAGGUUAUUAACUCGCCGCCCUGUGAGAAGUGCAGUAAUAGAACAAUUUAAUAACUUGCAUUCUUGCCCUAAAGAGCUCGUCGUGUUUAGUUCCAGGUUCCCACAUGUGUUCGGCAUACUAUGACUGCUCGCCGCCUGGUUAAAGGGCAAACUUUUUGCACCGGGAAAAGGUCAGAGCAGAAAGCAUGAACAAAGUUGACAUUCUGUAAUUACAGAGAGUGACUGUACUCAGCGACGUUAAGAACUGCGAGGAGUCGAAGCGCCUCACUUGCACUCUGUUAUCAGCUGUUUCCUCCAUCAGAGUAACUUUCAGGCUUUGAUGUUUUAAUUUAUCCUUUCCGCUAAAAGCUCGAUGGUGGAAAAUAAUUAUCAGUCAUUAGCUGAAUGUCAGGAAAUUAGUUCUGUGUUGUUGGUAAGUUUGUCCACCUCCGGCAAAAAAAACAACAACUCUGUUUAGUUUUCUACUAACCUGUCGCUGUUUCUCAGGUGUGCCGGAGUUCUCUGACUUGACCUAAAACACUAAAGUCAGUUCUUCUGGUAGUUAAUCAUCAUUUAAAGAUCCCAUUAAAUUCCAAAAAUCUUGCACAGGGAUCGACUGAUUGUCUUCAAAGACACCAAAAACGUAUUUAAAUUUGCAUGAAAAUUGAAAAUCUUCAUGUUGAAAUUCAGAAAAAUGCCUUAAUUUAUGUUCUUCUAAUGUUUAAUUAAAUGAGGAGUUUCCAGCUUUUGUUAUUGAGACGUGCAGCCAAAAGAAAGCACAUUUUUGAACAGUUAUUUUUUGUACAAAUUUGAUAGUCAGAAAAGAACAAAAUAUUGACUUUGAUAAUCGACCUGACUCCUAAUCAUGUGUGCAGUGUGGAAAUUUUGGCAUCUGUGGCUUUAUGAAGGCAAAAAUAUUCUUAAUCUUUAGGAGAAAUGAUACCAACUUCCACUGAUUUGAGUAAAAUGUACUUUGCAAAGAGAAUUAAAGUUUAAAAACAUGCGUUUUAGACUACUUGGCAAAUUAAUGACGCAUCGUGUAAGAGAUUCAGUUUAAAAAUCAGACUUUUCUUUAGCAUAAAUGUGGAAAUUUCCAGUGAUUUGAGUAAAAUUCACUUUGCAAAGAUGCCAAAAGUUUAAAAAAAAAUAUUUGUUUUAGUCUACUUGGCGAAUCAUUGAAACUUAAUUCAUGAGAAAAUUCAGACUUUUCUUGAGCAGAUAUGAUACAGUUUCCACUGACUUGAGUAAAAUUCACUUUGUAAACAUAACAGUUUGAAAAUAUUUGUUUUGUGGCAAAUCGGUGAAGUUUCAUUCAUAAAAUUCAGCUUAUGUUGCUAAAAGUUGCUUAAGUUUAAAAAAUGGGUUUUAUCAGCCUGGCUAAUCUGUGAAGCUUCAUUUAAGAGAUUUCGGUUAAAAAUUCUGACUUUUCUUUCACAGAAAUGAUACAAUUUCCACCGAUUUGAGUAAAAUUCACUUUGCAAAGAUGCCAACAUUUUUUAAAAAGUAUUAGUUUUAGUCUACUUUGCAAAUCGGUGAAGCUUUAUUCAUGAGAUUCAGUUGAAAAUGCAGACUUUUCUUCUGCACAAAUGAUACAAAAAUUCACUUUGCAAAGAUGCCAGAAGUCUAAAAAACAUGCGUUUGGUGAAUGUGUGAGGUUUCAUUAUUGAGAUUCAACCUAAAAGUCCGACUUUACAACAACACGAAGCAAAUAAAUGUUGCGACCCCAAGCUGAUGAGUAAAAAGAAAAAGCGAGAAAGCAAAACCUGCAAAGUCCAUCUCUAAAUGUGACACCAGAACUUUGUCCUCUGCAGCAUCAGCAGCCGCUCUGCGAUCCGUCAGCUCCUCAUAUAUUUGAUUUUCUCCGACUUUUUCAUUCCCUACAGCGGCCCGCUUCCAUUUAACACAAAACACUAUCAGUCCGCUUUAUUGACGAAACUUCUAACCGUCUUCGUCGUCACAGAGAGUACUGUAGUAAUAAUUCACCAAGAGAGAAGAUUGUUUUUUGUUGUUGUUGUUGUUGUCUUUUUCUAAAUGAAUGUAAAAUGAAAAAUUUUCUGUGCAGCCGAGGUAAAUCUGUGAACUGGAACACACCCGAGGGCGUUUUGGAAGUCAGUUUCUCAGGGUGACGGGGCGAUGCAGUGGUUAAAACGUCCAAGAUCAUGAAAACCCAACAUGUGGAAGCUGCAUCGAUGAAAACGUUGCAAAGAGGAGUCCAGUGACCUCAGAUAAAUCCAGUAUCUCGUCCCAGUUUCACCCAUUUUCGGAGCUGCAGCCAUAAAAACACCAACAUUUACUCGCCGUUUGACCCACAUCUGCAGCCUCCCGUCAGGUUGUGUCAACACCACCUAAAAAGCGAUUAGGGAAAUUUGUUGCAGUUUCAACAUUUAUCCAGCACAUUUCACCUCCAGUCCUCCCACGCAGGCGUUUUCAUUUAUUUUUCGCUGAUUAGACGUCUUCUCGGGACGGCGUGGGCGUCUGCACGAGGUGAUUGAGUGUCCUGUUGCACCUGAACAGUAGAGCUGAGUGAACUAAAAUCACAAAAAAACACUAUAUUGUUGCUUACAGCUUGGUAAUGAUGAAUAUAUCUACAGUUAUCAUGGUUCUGGCCUGUUUUAAUGGCAUAAAUUCAACCUGUGAACACGCUUGUAGCAUAUUUAGCUCCAUACAACCUGAAAAGACGUCCAAUCAGCCACACUAAUGCUCCAAAGAGCCAGUUUAUUCUGCUGCACUGUUGUGGUCCUACUAGGCCAACCCAUAAUGCUAGCAAAAUGAUGAUUUCUGCCUCAUUUUAUAAUCUGCUUUCAGUUGUCUCACACUAAUGUUAGAGGUGCCCCCUCGGAGUUUUUGUUUACGAUCAGUGUUGCUCACUUAAAUACAUUUUAUGUAUUUUGGAGGCCUAUAAACACGUUUCAAACAUUAACUUCAUAAAACAUUCACAAAGUUCAUUUUAAUGCUAUUUUAAAGGUCCCAUUUUGUGCCCAUUUUCAAAUUAAAGGAAGUCUUGCAUUUGUUCAAUUUGUGUCUUACAGUUUUUCAACUUAAAAUGCCACACAGAUGGUUAAUUUCAAUAUUUAAAUAGGCCAUUGGGCUCUUAAAACUAAUGAGCUGCUGCUGUUCCCGCCCCCUUCAGGAAGAAAACUCUACGUCUAUGUAGACCUUCACGGACGUGAAAGAGUUUUCUAUUGCCUUUAACUUUCUAUCUAAAGCAUCAUAUGAUGUGGAAAUAUCCACAAAUUCACUGCACAUUUGUUGGUUUUACCUCAUUUAAUGUUUAGCAUUUAGCGGUGCAGAGCAGCAGCUUGGAAAUGAAGCGACUUCCUGUUAACAUGUAGCCUUAAUGCUGCAUUUCACUCAUUGUUUCAUACUUAUUUUUGCUGUCUGACAACAGAAACAGCAAAAUGUGUAACUGAAAACAGCUUUUUUGCUAACUUAGCUGUAUUAAAAUGCAGUUUAUGUGAGCACAGAGAGAAGUAAACAAAUGUGAACUAAACACUCAACCCACCCAGUCUUUGUUUAUUGAUUUCAAUUUGAAGUUUCUACCAUCUCUGAGCAUCCAUCAGCUUUAUCUGUAAGCAUACGAUCAAAGCUAAUGCUAGCUUUUUAGUCUCAUUAGCCACACAACGCACAAACACUAAGGACUGUUCUCUUAUUACGGUGAUACUGCAGUUAAAAAUGAUGAAUAAUCCACUGGGUGUUGAGUUCCAAAGAUGUUGGGAGCGCUUUAAGACUGUUGUGUUCACUCUUGCUGCACACAUUUUGGUGAGCUAAUGGCUAAGAGUUAGCAGAGUUAGCUUGAGGAAGUAAAUAAACCUGGCGGACCGAGUUUCAAACAACCACAAAACACAAUAAAAGUACAUGUUCACCAUAUGGGACCUUUAAAUCCUUUUUCUUCCCUUUACUGGUACAUUAUUGCAUCUGUUGACGCAUUAGUGCCACCUAUAUGUUAGCGGAAUAGUGGCAGAAAUGUGCUCGUAAAAAUGAUUGAAAACUCCACGGGGUGCUUUGAAAUUGCUUCCGAUAAAAAACGGAACAUUUCCCAUGUUGGGUUUUCUACUAGAAGACUUUUAUUGUGAAGCAGCUGAAGGGAAAAGUUAGCGAGUUAGCUUUGCUGAUGUUAAAUUAUAAAUGCUAAAGUUGCUUUUACGCAGCCAUAAUGUGUUGUGGACGCUCCUUGGUGAUCUCUAGACAUCUACGAAUGCACGAAAAGCAGGAAAAGUGGUCUAAAAUGAGAAUAUAAAUGAAGACGAAUGCUAAAUUCCAGCCACGGCGUGUGUCCCAGUCUUCCUUUAGAUGCCGUAGAAGUGACAAAUCAAAAACUUUAAAGAGCACAAAACAAACGGAGAGAAUUUUGGGCUCAGAGGUUUAUUAAAUCUUUUCCACUUUCUCCCCGCGUUCUGCCGGUAAACACGAAUUUUUCCAGCGUUUACCGCACUGGUGUCGCAUUACAGGAACCAACAAGGGUUCCUGAAGUUCACCUCUUGCCGCCCGAGCGCGACGUGGAAAAAAUAUCCGAGAGGGGGAAGCGUCGGACGUUUGCAAAAAGGGAAACGAGCCUUGCACACUGUCGCUGCCCCCGUAUACCUGAUGUCUAAACAGAUGGGCAGCUUUUCUUUUUUUUUUUUUUUUUUAAAUCUCACCCUGCUUUCCAAGCCUCAAAACGUUAUCGGGUAACACUUUAACUUUACAGUGGCCUUAUUUCGGCUCAUUAAUCUCUGUAUUAACUGAUAGAAAUGUACAGCAAAAAAAAGCAACAAAAAAAAACGCAUAUUUAUAAAGUGAGCUAAUAUUCACAGUAGAUUUUUUUUGUCCAACACUGGCAGCAUUAAUAUGUAAUUAAAACGCUUCUUUAAUACACAGGUUGAAGCAACAGAAUAAGGUCAUUGUAAAAUAAGGCAUUACUCUUUUUUUUUUCUUUGUAUAGCGGCAUUAUAUAUAUUGAGGAGGUAGUUUGUUAAUAUGUAUAAUUUAGCAGUUGCUGUUCAUUUUUUUCUCUCUCUCUUUUUUGUAAAUAAUGAGGAAGUAUUGUGAAUGACAUUUGUUGAAUGGUUUUAAAAAAAACAAAACGUUAAAAAAAGAGAAAUCAUUUAAAAUCUCUCCAGGCUUUUAAACAACGUGACUACAGUACAUAGCAUAUUUUGUAAUGUAUGGCAGCAGCGUUAAGAUGAACAAGCAUUACUAGAAACUGAUGAAUACCUAAGUGUAAAACUUGAGGAUAAUAGCUUACUGACCUUGUAAUUUACUGAUGUACAUAAAAAGAAUGACAGAACAUUUUUGUCUAUUAUUAAAUGUGAAAAUCUA